Messenger RNA from Trachemys scripta elegans, 2923 nucleotides. RefSeq names its product SERPINE1 mRNA binding protein 1 (gene SERBP1). The record is from RefSeq and is a predicted model, not a curated record. Bases 122 to 1504 code for a protein of 460 amino acids. Gene Ontology annotation, cellular component: cytoplasm; nucleus. Gene Ontology annotation, molecular function: mRNA 3'-UTR binding. NCBI's taxonomy places the organism in Eukaryota, Metazoa, Chordata, Testudines, Emydidae. The transcript is spliced from 10 exons.
CUGUUCCUGGCGCCGGAAGAGAAGCGGGUCUCUUUAGGGCCGGCCAUCUUGUGUGGUAUCGCGAGCAGGGGGCUGGGGCCUGGGCAGCAUCGGAGGAGGAUCCCGCCGAGAGGGGCCCAUCAUGCCCGGACACCUGCAAGAAGGGUUCGGCUGCGUCGUCACCAACCGCUUUGACCAGCUCUUUGACGACGAGUCGGACCCCUUCGAGGUGCUGCGGGCGGCCGAGAGCCGGAGGAAGGAGAGCGGCGGCGGCGGCGGGAGCCAAGGCGGCGGCGGCGGCGGGGCCCGCAGCGGGCAGGUGGCCCAGGCCAACUCCUCUGGCGGGGUCGGCAGCGGGGGCUCGGGCCAGGCCGGGGGAGGCGGCGGCGGCGGCAGCAGCAGCAGCGCGGCCAAGCAGCUGCGCAGGGAGUCCCAGAAAGAGCGCAAGAACCCGCUGCCCCCCUUCGCUGCCUCGCCCGGGGGCGCCGGCGACCGCAGGGAGGAGGGCAGCGGGCAGCCCGCCGCGCCGCUUAGGAAGGAAGGUAUAAGACGAAUUGGCAGACGGCCUGAUCAGCAGCAGCAGCAGCAGCAGCCGCCUCAGGGUGAAGGCAAGCCUAUUGAGAGGAGACAGGAGAGACGACCGCCUCGUGAACGCCGAUUCGAUAAACCCGCUGAAGAGAAGGGUGAAGGAGGGGAAUUUUCUGUGGAUAAACCCGUUAUUGACCGACUUGUGCGUGGUCGUGGUGGUCCAGGCGGAAGAGGUGGACGUGGUGGUCGUGGACGUGGAAUGGGCAGAGGAGAUGGCUUUGACUCCCGUGGCAAACGUGAAUUUGACAGACAUAGUGGAAGUGAUAGAUCUUCUCUCUCACAUUCCCAUUUCAGUGGCCUAAAGCAUGAGGAUAAACGUGGUGGCAGCGGAUCACACAACUGGGGAACCGUCAAAGAUGAGCUAACUGAUUUGGAUCAGUCAAACGUGACCGAGGAAACACCAGAAGGAGAGGAACACCCACCUGCUGAUUCUGAGAAUAAAGAGAAUGAGGUGGAAGAGGUUAAGGAAGAAGGCCCAAAAGAAAUGACCCUGGAUGAAUGGAAAGCUAUUCAGAAUAAGGAUCGUGCAAAAGUUGAAUUCAACAUCCGUAAACCAAAUGAGGGUGCUGAUGGGCAAUGGAAAAAAGGAUUUGUUCUCCAUAAGUCAAAGAGUGAGGAGACAAAGGGGAUGACAGAAAUGCCGGGGAGUCCGCUGGAGUCAAAUGAGGCUCAUGCUGAAGACUCUGUAAUGGAUCAUCACUUCCGUAAACCAGCAAAUGAUAUUACGUCCCAGCUGGAGAUCAAUUUUGGAGACCUUGGUCGCCCCGGACGUGGUGGCAGAGGUGGUAGAGGUGGCCGGGGGCGUGGUGGAAGGCCCGGGCGUGGAAGCAGAACUGACAAGUUGGUGAAGGAGUUUGACGUGAUCCACACACCCAAUCAGUCAAGUGCUUCUGCUCCUGAUGUAGAUGACCCAGAGGCUUUCCCAGCUCUGUCCUAAACUGGAUGUCAUAAGCCACCUCUGCCCCCUCGCUGGGCCCUCCUCUACGAGGCUUGCAUGCUUAAGGAUCCUAAACAACUAAGAAAUUUAAAAAAUGAGACUGUCAUUCAUACCAUUCACACCUAAAGACUGAAUUUUAUCUGUUUUGAAAAUGAACUUCUCUCGCUACACAGAAGCAACAAUAUGGUAGUCAGUUUUGUAUUUAGAAAUGUAAUGGUAGCAGGGAUGUUUUCAUAAUUUUUUCAGAGAUUAUGCAUUCUUCAUGGAUACUUUUUUGUAUUGCUGCUUGAAAAUAUGCGUUUCCAAACUUGAAAUAUAGGUGUGAACAGUGUGUACCAGUUAAAGCUUUCACUUCAUUUGUGUUUUUUAAUUCGGGAUUUUAGACGUUUUCUCCAAACUACGAACUGGUUUUUAAAUAUUGCACACUAUUUCUGUUUCCUUUAAUACCUACUUAGCCGAUUUUUAUCAACCCAUGGUCAGUUGGGAUACAUAGAAUUUAAUUUGGCAAAUUGUUAGUACCAUGUGGAAUACUAUUCUGGAAUACUUUAAUUUAGUUUUUAAUACUUAAUUUCAGACUUGGAAAAACAGUCAUUUUUCAUCUAUCUUUGGUAGUUUGUUGUGUAUGCAGAAUCUUUAUACAAAGUUGAUAUCAAAUACUUGAAAAAUAGUCAAAGCACAUUGGUUUUUGGUCAAGUACCUGCAUAUUGAUCCAGCAGUGAUGUGCAGAUGAUUGGUCUAAAAAGUUUUUAAAAAUUAUAUUACACCUUUCACUCACCCUUUUACCUUUAUUCCUUUCUCCUUUCAACAAAACUAGAUACUUUUAUUGGUAAACAUUGUUUAUCCUACUUAAUAUUAUUCUUUGGGAAAGUAUCCUCUAGACUGGGGCAAUUCUAAUUCUUUCUGUUCUACAGGACUGGGAGGUGAGAAAGGGAGCAUCAUCUAUUUCUAAUACAGUCUAUUUAAAUUUCAUUUGGACUAUGGAAUUUUGGCAGUGCAGUAUGUUUAUAUAAAUACAUCACCAUCUGAUGUAUUUACACACUGUUCCAUUAGCUGCUAUUCUUGUUCUGAAGAGGAAAACAAAGGACACCAUCUAGGCCUGGGAGGAGAAUAUUUGACUCAUUUAAGUCCGAACAAAUUCCUUAAAUAGGAGACAUCUGUGGUCUGCAUGGGAUACAAACCAAAAAAACCUUACCUUUUGCUCUAAAUUUUGUUCUGAAUUUUUGCUCCAUUUCUUCACCCUUUGGUCUCUGAUUACUCGCUGACAAAUAAAUGUUUUUCAGAGAGUGAUUGUAAGAAGACCUGCUACGCCCUGUAGAAAUUCCUUCUAGGUUAAUUUAAUCCCUGUGAACAGGAACAUUACCACUUUCCAAAUAUGAAAGGACUUGAGAGAAUGACUAAUAAAAAAAGAUUUCUUAGGUU